This is a messenger RNA of Chrysochloris asiatica (Cape golden mole), 3155 nucleotides long. RefSeq names its product FERM domain containing 4B (gene FRMD4B). The transcript is spliced from 21 exons. Gene Ontology annotation, cellular component: bicellular tight junction; cytoskeleton; adherens junction. NCBI's taxonomy places the organism in Eukaryota, Metazoa, Chordata, Mammalia, Afrosoricida, Chrysochloridae. Bases 249 to 3155 code for a protein of 968 amino acids. The record is from RefSeq and is a predicted model, not a curated record. Gene Ontology annotation, biological process: establishment of epithelial cell polarity.
GGACACUGGGCCUCUGUGUGCCAGCCGCAGCCGUUGGCUGGCGGGCGCCCAAUCCUGGGCCAUGUCUCCUGAGCUUAGCCAGGACGCCCGUUGAAAGCCGAGUUUGGUGGAAAGCUUGACCCCAGGCUACCAACAGCAGCCGGCAUCGGGAGCCCAGGCGGUCAGGCCUCUGUGAUCGGAGCUCGCUGGGCUGCAGCACCUGGCUGCGUCGGGGUCCCCCAUCCCAGGUACAGAGGGACAGAGGAGGCAUGGCUUCGGUGUUCAUGUGUGGAGUGGAGGACCUGGUGUUCAGCGGCAGCCGCUUCGUGUGGAACUUGACCGUGUCCACGCUGCGGAGAUGGUACACCGAGAGGCUGCGGGCUUGCCACCAGGUGCUACGGACAUGGUGCGGGCUGCGGGACGUAUACCAGAUGACAGAAGGCAGGUACUGCCAGGUUCUUCUCCUGGAUGACAGACGGCUGGAGCUGCUCGUGCAGCCCAAACUUUUGUCAAGAGAAUUAUUGGAUCUAGUAGCUUCGCAUUUUAACCUGAAAGAAAAGGAGUACUUUGGGAUAACAUUUAUAGAUGACACAGGUCAGCAGAACUGGCUUCAAUUAGAUCACCGAGUUCUUGACCAUGAUUUGGCCAAGAAACCAGGCCCAUCCACUUUGCACUUCUCUGUGAGGUUUUACAUUGAAAGCAUAUCGUUUUUAAAGGAUAAAACUACUGUGGAACUGUUUUUCCUGAAUGCGAAGUCCUGUGUGCACAAGGGGCAAAUCGAAGUAGACAGCGAAACCAUCUUCAAGUUAGCUGCGCUUGUUCUACAGGAAGCCAAAGGGGAUUAUACCAGUGAUGAAAAUGCCAGGAAAGAUUUAAAGACACUACCAGUCUUUCCAACCAAAACUCUUCAGGAGCACCCAUCCCUUGCUUACUGCGAGGACAGAGUCAUUGAACAUUAUUUGAAAAUCAAAGGUCUGACUCGUGGCCAAGCUGUGGUUCAGUAUAUGAGAAUAAUAGAAACUCUACCAACAUAUGGAGUCCAUUACUACGCAGUAAAGGACAAACAAGGAAUUCCUUGGUGGCUUGGAAUCAGCUAUAAAGGAAUCGGCCAGUAUGAUUUACAAGAUAAAGUGAAGCCUCGGAAAUUAUUCCAAUGGAAACAACUGGAGAACUUAUAUUUCCGUGAGAAAAAAUUUGCUGUUGAAGUUCAUGAUCCACGAAGGAUUUCGGUGUCAAGAAGAACUUUUGGGCAAAGUGGCCUCUUUGUGCAAACGUGGUAUGCAAACUCUUCUCUCAUCAAAUCCAUCUGGGUAAUGGCAAUUAGUCAACAUCAGUUUUACUUGGACCGGAAGCAAAGCAAAGCAAAAAUUCCCUCAGCCAGGAGUUUAGACGAUAUUGCAAUGGAUUUAACAGAGACAGGAACACCAAGGGUCUCCAAGCUGGUAACAAUGGAGGGGAAAAGUCAGUUCAUCAUGGCAAGCAACGGCAGUUUAAUCUCCUCAGGUUCUCAAGACUCAGAAGUGAGUGAGGAGCAAAAGAGAGAGAAAAUCCUUGAACUCAAGAGGAAAGAAAAGCUGUUACAAGAGAAACUCUUGAAAAAAGUCGAGGAGCUUAAGAAAAUCUGUUUGCGUGAAGCUGAGCUCACAGGCAAAAUGCCAAAGGAGUAUCCGCUGAACGUAGGUGAAAAGCCUCCGCAGGUCAGAAGACGCGUGGGCACAACGUUCAAAUUAGAUGACAACCUACUGCCGAGUGAAGAGGAUCCUGCUUUGCACGAAUUGGAGAGCAACUUCAUAAUACAGCAAAAGCUAGUUGAAGCUGCCAAGAAACUUGCUGAUGAGCCAGACCUUUGUAAAACGGUGAAGAAAAAGCGAAAACAAGACUACACAGAGGCAGUGAAAAAGCUUCAAGAGAUUGAAAAUGCAAUAAAUGAAUACAGAAUUCGAUGUGGAAAGAAACCCAGCCAGAAGGCAACCGCUACUUUACCAGGUCGAGAAUUGCUGUCGACACACAGCAGUCCUUACAAGACCCUGGAGAGGCGGCCACAGGGAGGACGCAGCAUGCCCACCACGCCAGUGCUCACCCGGAAUGCCUAUAGCAGUAGUCACUUGGAACCUGAAUCUUCGUCUCAGCACUGCCGCCAACGGAGCGGAAGCCUCGAGUCUCAGUCCCACCUGCUCGCUGAGAUGGACAACGAUAAGCCAUUCUUCUCCCUCUCCAAGUCCCAAAGAAGUAGUAGCACCGAGGUCCUUGAUGAUGGGUCUUCCUACACCAGCCAAUCAAGCACGGAAUAUUACUGCGUCACGCCAAUUGCUGGUCCGUAUUAUACCACCCAGACUCUGGACACGCGGGCCAGGGGUCGGAGAAGGUCCAAGAAGCAGAAUGUUUCGACUUCAAAUUCAGGUAGCAUGCCUAACCUAGCACAGAAGGAUAGCCUGAGGAACGGCGUCUACUCCCAGAGUCAGGAGCAGCCUUCGUCCAGUUAUUACAUUGCGGGCUACACGCCGUACACAGAGUGUGAUCUUUACUACAGUGGUAGCUAUGUCUAUGAAAAUGACACUGAGGGACAAUACAGCGUUAAUCCUUCCUACCGGUCCUCUGCCCACUAUGGAUAUGACCGCCCAAGGGACUACAGCAGGUCAUUUCAUGAAGACGAGAUGGACCGGGUACCCCAUAACCCAUAUGCUACUCUCCGGCUGCCACGGAAGGCGGCGGGAAAAUCCGAGCACAUCACCCAAAAUAUCCGCAAGGCCUUAGUUGCAGAGCACCUGCGUGGCUGGUACCAGCGUGCCUCUGGGCAAAAGGAUCAGGGCCACAGCCCACAGACUAGCUUUGACUCGGACAGGGGAUCACAGAGAUGCCUGGGGUUUGCUGGGCUGCAAGUACCUUGUUCACCAAGCAGUCGGGCAUCAUCCUACUCUUCAGUGUCUUCCACAAAUGCUUCUGGGAACUGGAGAACCCAGAUAACCGUAGGACUAGCCGACUAUGAGACUCCGGCACGUUCUCCUUACACCAGCUGCUACGGCAACAUGUACAAUCCUUUGCCCUCUCCAAACAGACAGUACACAGAGGCCAGUCAACUGGACAGUACAGAUGGGAACCGACUGGGGGACAGUCUGGAAGAUAGUGAGCAGAGGCUCUUUUGGCAUGAAGAUUCAAAGCCUGGAACAUUAGUCUGA